Molecule: messenger RNA, 420 nt
Organism: Symbiodinium natans
Lineage: Eukaryota; Dinophyceae; Suessiales; Symbiodiniaceae
Source: the annotation of a GenBank genome assembly
AUGGCGAUGGCUGAGCCAGAAAACACAGAGCUCUCGCGAACGAUCGAAAAGGAGCUUCUGAAUCAGGUGAGUGAGAGUUGGGCAGAGCAUCGGCAUAAAGCCUUGAAGGAUCUCUAUGCCGGACAACCGCCUCCCACAGGCCGUACGAACUCAGUGGAAAGGCCACAGACUCCCAAGUGGCUCUUCAGAGGGCACAACUACCAUGGCACCAAGACCAAGGAAGAGCGUGACAAAAGGGUGCUUGACUCACUAGCAGCUGAGCGGCUGGCAGCUAUUCCCAGCUCUCGGGGUGAUGAACCGACGGAGAGUGUCCACACACAAAAGACGCCGCCGCCUCCUGGAUUUGGAGGUGGAACGAUGCAGGACUGGGCCAAGCACAUGAAGGCAUUGCCAGGUGGUCGAAAUUGGUUGGACCGAUGA